AUGUUCAACAUCCAAGAAAUUAAACCCGAAAAUCAUCGCGAAAUGGAGAUUUCUUCAAAUCCUCGGACGAUGAUGUUCCGCAAGGUACCGUCGUCGACAACAUGGAGACUACGACGAGCUCAUACAACACCAACACGGAUGAUCGUUACCAUUCUCGGUGUGAACUCACUAUUGGGGCAACAUCUUAUCCAUUUUAUACAACGCUCAGAAAAAUUGCCAUUGAAAAUUGUCACGUGGUCGCACUCGUCUCCGUUUCUUCCACGACUCCCAGGAAUCGAUUGUUCCUCCAUUAGGCAUUUCACUGGCUUUCAUAACCUUCGUGAAGCCGUGGAACAGGCCGAUAUCGUGUGCAAUCUGCAUGAAGCUCAAGACCUUUGUCUUCUCCCGGAUGAAAAACAGCUUCAAAUUCAUAAUGUAGAGUUUGUUCAGUCAUUAGUGUCAUACAUUCGCUGUCCACUUGUACAUCUCUCUAGUGUAUUUGUUCAAUGCUCGUCUCGUUGGCCAAAUGUCUAUGAGAAUGAAUAUGAUGGAACUAAGUACAAAUCCCAGUGGCCCUUCCCGAAGUACUGCUCAUCAAAGUGGGAAGCGGAACAGAUUAUUGCUAAAGCUUCUGUGGAUGCCUUCAUUAUGCGUUGUGUGCCGGCCUAUGGAGAAGGAGAUAUUCACUCGAUCCUCACUGACCUUAUCAAAUUCACCGAUAACGGUGAUAUAUUAUCAGUGGGAGACGGUGAAGGAGUAGUACAGAUGGCUUACGCAGGAAAUUUAGCAGCCGGCCUCUGGAGCGCAAUGCUGAAAUUGAUGCAUGAUCAUGACACUCUUCGACCUGAAGGAACUAAUGUGUUUCACUACACAUCUGACCAGUCUGUCCUUACACAAAAGCAGUUCAUCAAAGAAACUAUUAUUUUAGCUGAUGGAACACCGAACAAGAAUGUGUUUACGCUAUUCAAGCCUUUGCUUUUGGCGUAUGCAUGCAUGCGUGUGGGUGCGUUCUCGCUUAUUCGGAUUGUAUUCUACGAGUCAAUUCGGCCAAAGCCUUGCAAUCAAGUGACAGAGAACUAUAUGGGAGGCGGUUAG
Angiostrongylus costaricensis is the source of this 1074-nucleotide messenger RNA. Lineage: Eukaryota; Metazoa; Nematoda; Chromadorea; Rhabditida; Metastrongylidae. The record is from the annotation of a GenBank genome assembly.